AUGAUGCAACUCAGUUUGUAUAAACUUUGGAGGCAAAGAGAUUUUGGAACUCAGACAUGUGAAGGGCGAGGGGAGCUACGGUCUUCAAAUGAGAAAGCCACCAAAGCAUCUGAUGCCCUGAAGGCCGUUCAUGAGCAGCCAGAAUCUCACACCCCCAAAAGCAACAAAAAAGGAAAAAGGGCAUCUAAACAAAGAUUCACUGUGGUCACCUUUGGGGACUUCUCUCCAACUAAUUAUCUUUGGUUCUACCUUUCAUAUUGCUCAGUAGAGCCGUUCGCUGUCGAAGCUACCUUGAUUGAGAUCGGUGUUGGAUCACGGCCGGUCCGUCGGCUUAUGCUGGUUUGGUCUUGCAAAUUGUGUGACACUGUUUUUGGAUGCUACCACUAA
Molecule: messenger RNA, 387 nt
Organism: Prunus armeniaca (apricot)
Lineage: Eukaryota; Viridiplantae; Streptophyta; Magnoliopsida; Rosales; Rosaceae
Source: the annotation of a GenBank genome assembly